This is a messenger RNA of Aspergillus udagawae, 2034 nucleotides long. RefSeq names its product allantoate permease family MFS transporter. NCBI's taxonomy places the organism in Eukaryota, Fungi, Ascomycota, Eurotiomycetes, Eurotiales, Aspergillaceae. Gene Ontology annotation, cellular component: membrane. The record is from RefSeq and is a predicted model, not a curated record. The transcript is spliced from 11 exons. Gene Ontology annotation, molecular function: transmembrane transporter activity. The coding region runs from base 1 to 2034 and encodes 677 amino acids. Gene Ontology annotation, biological process: transmembrane transport.
AUGGUUGUUGCAUCUCAUGUACUAGCCACCAUGUACGCAACCGACACCGAUAUCGAGAAACCCACCACAAUGGGCGUCGAGCACGUGGCCGAAACACCCGUGUCCUCUGUCAACGAAAAACACUUGCAGGAUGCGGAGCAAAUCCCUCACUUCACGCCUGAGCAGGAGAAACGGGUCCUCCGCAAGAUGGAUCUGCGGUUGAUUCCCAUGCUGUCUGUUUUGUAUCUAUUGGCCUUUCUGGACCGCGGCAAUAUUGGGAAUGCGAAGAUCGAAGGAUUGGUUGAGGAUCUGGGCCUAACGUCGCAGGAAUAUAGCUGGUGUUUAACGGUGUUCUUUUUCACGUACUGCGCGUUUGAGAUGCCGAGUAAUCUACUGCUCAAAAAGUUGCGGCCGUCGAGAUGGUUGCCGUUUUUGAUGAUUGCUUGGGGGAUUGUCAUGACAUUGAUGGGCGUUGUUCACAACUAUGCUGGGCUUUUGUCCGCGCGUAUCUUCCUCGGCGUUGCUGAGGCUGGUCUAUACCCUGGCACCGCCUACUACAUCACCAUGUGGUAUCCCCGCGAAAAAGCCCAGUUCCGACAGGCUCUUUUCUUCAGCUCGGCCAGUAUCGCCGGUGCUUUCUCCGGGCUUCUCGCUUACGCGAUUAGUAAAAUGGACGGUGUGGGCGGGUAUGCCGGCUGGCGGUGGAUUUUCAUCCUAGAAGGACUUCUCACCGUUGCGGUCGCCCUUGUCGCCCCCUUUGCGAUUCACGACUUCCCAGAGACAGCCACCUUUUUGACCGAGGAAGAGCGCCGAUGGGUGAUUCACAAACUGCGGUCUCAAUCCGGACGCGACACCACGCAAGACGGGGCGGUCCAUGAGGAAUCGCGCUUCCGCGUACGCUACGUGAUUGAUGCGUUGACGGAUUGGCAGAUCUAUGUCGCUUUGUUUAUGUACUGGGGGAUAACCACCCCUCUCUACGGUAUCUCGUACUUCUUGCCAUCCAUCAUCAAGGAUCUGGGGUACAAGUCUUCAACCGCGCAGUUGCUCACGGUGCCGAUCUACAUCGCCGCGGCCAUUGUGGCUGUCGUUGCAGCCUGGCUAUCGGAUCGUCGCAAGCAGCGGUCUCCGUUCAUUCUCUUCUUCAUGUCGCUAAUUGCCAUCGGCUUCAUCAUUGUCAUUGCUUCCACCGGUCGGGGAGUACCAGGGGUCGUCUACUUUGGUGUUUUCGUCGCUGUCAUCGGUAUCUAUCCUGCUUUCCCAGGAAACGUCACCUGGCUCAGCGUCAACCUGGCGGGCGACUACAAGCGUGCGGCCGGAAUGGCCAUCCAUAUCGGACUGGGUAAUAUGGCCGGUGCCAUGGCAUCCAACUUUUACCGUGCGCGGGACGCACCUAGGUAUAUUCUGGGCCACGCAUUGGAGCUGGGUUUCGCGGUCGUCGGAAUCAUUGCAGUGGUGAUUCUGCGGCUGUCGUAUCAGCGCAUCAACAAGAAACGUGAUCAGAUGGAUAUUUCGGGCUAUGAUAAUGCUCAGUUGGCCCGGAUGGGCGAUCGGUCGCCCCUAUUCAGUACCCCUCAAACGCUGCACAUCAUCAUGGCGGGCACCGUCUCCUUCCGCGGAAGAGACUGGAUUCACUUCGGCCUGCGCAUCCUCUUCUGCGCAUCUGCAAUCGCUCUUCUAGCCGUCACAGCUCGCCUAGCAAUAGGAUGGGGAGGAGACAAUGAGGAACCCCCGAUUGUUCUUCCCUUCGUUCUAGCCACAGCGUCCCUGGCGAUCGUCACAGACAUUCUCGCUCUGUUCUUUCUUUUCCGGUGUAUCAGCUUCAUCACGACGACGGCCAUCCUCGACAUCCUCGUCAUGAUCUUCUGCGCUGCUGGGGUUGUCUCCCUUUCACAGGGGGACUUUGCUUUCUACUGGCGGCUUUACUAUCAUGAUUACCCGCCAGUGUCGGAGCAGGCGGAGAUUAUCGUCUUUGCGUUGAAUAUUCUUGUUGCGGGGCGAUUGGUGAAUGAGGAUGCUAAGGAAGUGCCGGUGCAGGCGCAGAGUUGCUACCAAUAG